AAGUGGUGGCUAGCGCCCAGGCAGUUCUCCCGGUACCGAUCAUGGAGAAGGGAAGGCGCGUGGCCUGACAGUGUUCAGCUCUGGGUGCGGGGCAGAGGACUGUGCCGCUGCGCUAAGAAAACCAGGCUGGGAAUGCAGUCGCGGGGGGCGUGGUAUUGUGCUACGUCAUGAGGAGGUGGAGUUAACGAUAAUUUGUCCCUGGGGGAGAGGUCAUUUCCCAAAUGAGCGGAGGGGGCGUGGCCCUCCUCGGAGUGUGGCGGCAAUGGGCCUGCGCGCUCCAGAGUCAGGGGUCACGGCGACGUAGGCUGUGGCGGGAAACGCUGUUUGAAGCGGGCGAGUAGAGGAAGAAGGGGCAUUGGCAUUCAGCCUGGCAGGGAAGGAGACUUGAGACGAGCACGAAGGCCUGAAAGAGGUUACAAGGGGUCGCGUGGGACGUGGUGGCAGGCGGAGUCCCCUUGGCCCAGGGACGUGCAGAAGAGGUGCAGGGGCCAGAAAUCUCUGGGGAUGGAUGGCAAGCGGCGGCCAGACCCAGGGCCAGGGCUACCCUCAAAGCGGUCCCGUAAGGACCUCUGGGAUGAGGAUGAGACACCUCAGCCAUCCCAGUUUGAGGAGGACCUGGCUCUGCUAGAGGAGAUGGAGGCAGAGCACAGGCUACAGGAACAGGAGGAAGAGGAGCUACAUUCGGCCCUGGAGGGAGCCACAGAUGGGCAGUUCUCCCUGUCAGCCAUAGACUCCCGCUGGCUUCGGCCCACCCUGCCACCCCCUGACCCCCAAGCAGAGCCCCUCAUCUUCCAACAGUUGGAGAUCGACCAUUAUGUGGGCCCAGCAUGUCCCCUGCCUGGAAGGCCACCGCCAUCCACUGGCUCUGUGCCUGUGCUCCGUGCCUUCGGGGUCACCGAUGAGGGCAUCUCUGUAUGCUGCCACAUCCAUGGCUUUGCGCCUUACUUCUAUACCCCGGCGCCCCCUGGUUUUGGGCCUGAGCACCUGAGUGACCUGCAGCGAGAGCUGAACGUGGCCAUUGGCCGGGACCAGCGCGGGGGAAAGGAGCUUGCUGGGCCAGCAGUGCUGGCUGUGGAGCUGUGUUCUCGGGAAAGCAUGUUUGGGUACCACGGACAUGGCCCCUCCCCAUUUCUGCGCAUCACCCUGGCACUGCCUCGCCUCGUGGCCCCUGCCCGCCGCCUCCUGGAACAGGGCAUCCGUGUGCCAGGCCUGGGCACCCCAAGCUUCGCACCCUAUGAGACCAACGUUGACUUUGAGAUCCGGUUCAUGGUGGACACAGACAUUGUUGGCUGCAACUGGCUGGAACUCCCGGCUGCAAAAUAUACCCUGAGGCUAAAGGCUACAACUCUGUGCCAGCUAGAGGCAGAUGUGCUAUGGUCGGACGUGGUCAGUCACCCCCCAGAAGGGCCAUGGCAGCGCAUUGCACCCCUGCGUGUACUCAGCUUCGAUAUCGAGUGUGCUGGCCGCAAAGGCAUCUUUCCUGAGCCUGAACGGGACCCUGUGAUCCAAAUCUGUUCUCUGGGACUGCGCUGGGGCGAGCAGGAGCCCUUCCUGCGCUUGGCACUCACCCUGCGGCCCUGCGCCCCCAUCCUAGGUGCCAAGGUGCAGAGCUAUGAGAAGGAAGAAGACCUGCUCCAGGCCUGGUCCAACUUCAUCCGCAUCAUGGACCCAGACGUGAUCACUGGCUACAAUAUCCAGAACUUUGACCUUCCAUACCUCAUCUCUCGGGCCCAGACCCUCAAGGUGCAGACAUUCCCAUUCUUGGGCCGUGUGGCUGGCCUCCGCUCCAACAUCCGGGACUCAUCUUUCCAGUCCAAGCAGAUGGGCCGGCGGGAAAGCAAGGUGGUCAGCAUGGUGGGCCGCGUGCAGAUGGACAUGCUGCAGGUGCUGCUGCGGGAGUACAAGCUCCGCUCAUACACGCUCAACGCCGUCAGCUUCCACUUCCUGGGAGAGCAGAAGGAGGACGUGCAACACAGCAUCAUCACCGACCUGCAGAACGGGAAUGACCAGACUCGCCGCCGCCUGGCCGUGUAUUGCCUCAAGGAUGCCUACUUGCCGCUGCGGCUGCUUGAGCGGCUCAUGGUGCUGGUGAAUGCCGUGGAGAUGGCCCGGGUCACGGGUGUGCCCCUGAGCUACCUGCUCAGCCGAGGCCAGCAGGUCAAAGUUGUGUCCCAGCUGUUGCGGCAGGCCAUGCGCGAGGGGCUGGUGAUGCCUGUGGUGAAGUCAGAGGGUGGCGAGGACUACACAGGAGCCACUGUCAUAGAGCCCCUGAAAGGGUACUAUGAUGUCCCCAUUGCCACCCUGGACUUCUCCUCACUGUACCCAUCCAUCAUGAUGGCCCACAACCUGUGCUACACUACACUUCUACGACCUGGUGCUGCCCAGAAAUUGGGCCUGACCGAGGAUCAGUUCAUCAAGACACCCACUGGGGAUGAGUUUGUGAAGACAUCAGUGAGGAAAGGGCUGCUGCCCCAGAUCCUAGAGAACCUGCUCAGCGCCCGGAAGAGGGCCAAGGCAGAGCUGGCCAAGGAGACAGACCCCUUGCGGCGGCAGGUUCUGGAUGGGCGGCAGCUGGCGCUUAAGGUGAGCGCCAACUCUGUAUAUGGCUUCACCGGCGCCCAGGUGGGCAAGUUACCAUGCCUGGAGAUCUCCCAGAGUGUCACUGGGUUCGGGCGUCAGAUGAUUGAGAAAACGAAGCAAUUGGUCGAGUCUAAGUAUACAGUGGAGAAUGGCUACAGCACCAGUGCCAAGGUGGUAUAUGGCGACACUGACUCUGUCAUGUGCCGAUUUGGUGUAUCCUCUGUGGCUGAGGCAAUGGCCCUGGGGCGAGAGGCAGCAGACUGGGUGUCGGGUCACUUCCCAUCACCCAUCCGGCUGGAGUUUGAGAAGGUCUACUUCCCCUACCUGCUCAUCAGCAAGAAGCGCUAUGCAGGCCUCCUUUUUUCUUCCCGGGCGGAAGCCCACGACCGUAUGGACUGCAAGGGUCUGGAGGCCGUGCGCAGGGACAACUGCCCCCUUGUGGCCAAUCUCGUCACUGCCUCACUGCGCCGCUUGCUCAUUGACCGAGACCCAGAGGGUGCUGUGGCCCAUGCGCAGGAAGUCAUUUCAGACCUGCUGUGCAACCGAAUCGAUAUCUCCCAGCUGGUCAUCACCAAGGAGCUGACCCGCGCUGCGGCUGACUAUGCCGGCAAGCAGGCCCACGUGGAGCUGGCCGAGAGGAUGAGGAAGCGGGACCCUGGGAGUGCGCCCAACCUGGGUGACCGCGUCCCCUACGUGAUAAUCGGUGCCGCUAAGGGCGUGGCUGCCUACAUGAAGUCUGAGGACCCCUUGUUCGUGCUAGAGCACAGCCUGCCCAUCGACACACAGUACUACCUGGAACAGCAGCUCGCCAAGCCACUACUGCGCAUCUUUGAGCCCAUCCUGGGCGAGGGCCGUGCCGAGGCUGUGCUGCUGCGGGGUGACCACACGCGCUGCAAGACAGUGCUAACGGGCAAGGUGGGCGGCCUCCUGGCCUUCGCCAAGCGCCGUGACUGCUGCAUCGGCUGCCGCACCGUGCUCAGCCAUCAGGGAGCUGUGUGCAAGUUCUGUCGGCCUCGGGAGUCUGAGCUGUAUCAGAAGGAGGUGUCCCACUUGAACGCCCUGGAGGAGCGCUUUUCCCGCCUCUGGACUCAGUGUCAGCGCUGCCAGGGCAGCCUGCAUGAGGAUGUCAUCUGUACCAGCCGGGAUUGUCCCAUCUUCUACAUGCGCAAGAAGGUACGAAAGGACUUGGAGGACCAGGAGCAGCUUUUGCGACGCUUUGGGCCCCCUGGUCCUGAGGCUUGGUGACCUCAGAAGCACCCAUGAAGAUUAUUUAAUAAAGUU
Messenger RNA from Nycticebus coucang (slow loris), 3861 nucleotides. RefSeq names its product DNA polymerase delta 1, catalytic subunit (gene POLD1). Gene Ontology annotation, molecular function: nucleotide binding; DNA binding; 3'-5'-DNA exonuclease activity. Gene Ontology annotation, biological process: nucleotide-excision repair, DNA gap filling; DNA replication proofreading; DNA-templated DNA replication. Lineage: Eukaryota; Metazoa; Chordata; Mammalia; Primates; Lorisidae. Bases 505 to 3825 code for a protein of 1106 amino acids. The transcript has 27 exons. Gene Ontology annotation, cellular component: delta DNA polymerase complex. The record is from RefSeq and is a predicted model, not a curated record.